AUGAUGAACGAGGGUUAUGCUGAUGAUGAAGGUUAUUUGAAUUCGGAAAUAUAUGGUGAGGAUAUUCAAGACACUCAAAUUCCAGAGACACAAGAAAAUGAAGAGGGGUAUCGUGUUGACAUUGAUAAUCAGACACGCAAUUCAAAUGAGUUUACUCCAACUCCACCGAUUAAUAUGUUCCAGAAUCAAGCUUCCAGAGCUUCACAACAAGGAAGAGUCAGACGUGAAAGUGCUACAAACAGAGUUGCAGGAGGCUCACAAGUCUCAUCAAGGAAUGGUUCACGAGGAGGUCGCAGAAAACAAUCAUUUCAGGCAACUCUAGCAGAUACAAUGGCUGGUUUUAGAGAGUUUCAACGCCAAAGUUUACAACAAAUGCGUCCAAAUUCUUUUGAUCAAGAAGAUUACGAUGAAUGCGAGAUGGCAAUCAAGAUAUUCGAAUCACUCGAAGUUCAAAAAAACAGUGGAUUUUAUUGGGCAUGCAUUCAAGCAUUGAAAGAUGAAAGAUUUUGGCGUAAGCAUUUCAUCGAUAGAGCCGAUGAUUCUGACGAAGAUAAGCUACAGUUUUUGCAAGCUUUGACAGGAUAUACACGAGAUGGCGAAUAUGUUGGAAAACGGCUAAAUUCAAAUCAAAAUUGCAGCAGCCCAAAUUUUGGAGUUUUUGCUUCUGGUGGUCCAUCUUUUGGUACUAAUAACUCAUGGGGUCAAACUCCAAAUGGACAAUGGAGUCAUGGUUCUCAACAAUGGGGCACUCCUCCAAACGCUCAGCAAUGGGGUUCAUCAUCAAGUAUUCCACAAUGGGGUACUCCUCCAAAUGCUCAGCACUGGGGUCCAUCAUCAAGUGUUCCACAAUGGGGCACUCCUCCAAACGCUCAGCAACGGAAUACUCCACCAAAUGUCCCACAGUGGAGCACUCCACCAAAUGUUCAACAAUGGGGUUCAUCAGGAAAUGUUCCGCAAUGGGGUACGGCGAGAAAUACUCAACAGUGGGGUUCAUCAUCAAAUGCCAACCAAUGGGAUCCAUCAUCAAGUGCUCAACAGUGGGGUUCAUCACCAAAUGCCAACCAAUGGAUUCCAUCAUCAAGUGCUCAACAGUGGGUUUCAUCACCAAAUGCAAAUCAAUGGAUUCCUCCGACAAAUGUUCAGCGUGGAUUUUCACUAGGACCUGAAGUAGAAACUACAACGAUUGGUCAAGUAGAAGUUUCACGUGAAUCAGAGAUUCGUACUUCAGAAAAUGUUCAGAGGGGAGUAUCACCUGAAUUCGGUUUCACAAAUUAUUCUUCAGAAGCACAAAUACCAAGAUCAAGACCGCGGAGAGUAGGAGGAUUAUUCAACCUUUGGGGAAAUAAACAAGGACCAAAUUUAAAUGAAAGUCAUCAAAGUCGUUCAGGAUCUGAAGAUUAG
This is a messenger RNA of Microthlaspi erraticum, 1401 nucleotides long. NCBI's taxonomy places the organism in Eukaryota, Viridiplantae, Streptophyta, Magnoliopsida, Brassicales, Brassicaceae. The record is from the annotation of a GenBank genome assembly.